Molecule: messenger RNA, 906 nt
Organism: Vicia faba (fava bean)
Lineage: Eukaryota; Viridiplantae; Streptophyta; Magnoliopsida; Fabales; Fabaceae
Source: the annotation of a GenBank genome assembly
AUGGCCACCACCAACCCAGCUCCGCCACGACAACUCUCCCAGAAAGAAGCCGACAUCCAGAUGAUGUUAGCCGCCGAUGUCCAUCUCGGUACAAAGAAUUGUGAUUUCCAAAUGGAAAGAUACAUUUUUAAGCGCCGCAAUGACGGUAUUUACAUUAUUAAUCUUGGAAAGACGUGGGAAAAGCUUCAACUUGCUGCUAGGGUUAUAGUAGCAAUUGAAAACCCUCAGGACAUAAUUGUUCAAUCUGCUAGACCUUAUGGACAGAGAGCUGUUCUCAAAUUUGCUCAGUAUACUGGUGCUCAUGCUAUUGCUGGUAGACACACUCCUGGUACAUUCACCAAUCAGCUUCAAACUUCGUUCAGUGAGCCUCGUCUUCUUAUCCUCACUGACCCGAGAACCGAUCACCAGCCCAUCAAGGAAGCUGCACUUGGAAACAUUCCCACAAUUGCUUUCUGUGACACUGAUUCUCCCAUGAGAUAUGUUGAUAUUGGGAUUCCGGCUAACAACAAGGGAAAACAUAGCAUUGGUUGUCUCUUUUGGCUUUUGGCUAGGAUGGUGUUGCAGAUGCGUGGUACUAUUCGCCCUGGCCUUAAGUGGGAUGUCAUGGUGGAUCUAUUCUUCUACAGAGAACCAGAAGAGGCCAAGGAGCAAGAGGAAGAUGAAGUUCUUGCUCCAGAUUAUGCCAUUGCCGAUUUCAAUGCAGCUUCUAUUCCCAAUGAUGGACAAUGGCCUGCUGCCAUUGAUCAUACAUGGACUGAUGCUGCUCCACAACCCAUUCCAGCAGUUCCUGCUGUAAACUGGACAGCCCCAGAAGCUGUUGCAGGGGACUGGGGUGAAGCUGUUCCUCCACCACAACAAACAGGUGCUCCCGUAAUUGAAUCUAUCCAAGCGACUGGUUGGGAAUAA